AUUUUGUCCUAAGUUGUAGCUCUAUUUUUUCUUCCAGAAAGCCGGAGGAGCCUGGUCAGUGUGGGCAUGGCCAGUAACAGUUGGGAUGACCCGUCCUGUCCACUCAGUGGAAGUCAAGGAACCCAUCCCCGACCUGGUGAUGUCACAAGCCUAUCUGUACAAAACAUGGACCUCGAAUCGCCCAACCUUCUCAGCAAGAGUCGCAAGACAACUGUCGGAAACACCACUUCUCACAGUGUCAGGGAAAUGGAGUUAGACUCACCCAAUUUACCCAGGCCUGGCACACCCACACUCAGACCAGGUGUGAGUAGCUUGUCCAGUCGGCCCAGUCUGGAGAGGCUGAUAUUGCCCGCAGACAGGUCCAGUCCACGUUACCAGGACCAGGCCAGCCUAGUCCUGCCCACAGACACACCUAGCCCUGCUAACCAGGCCCUUGUUCUGGACAGUGAUGAUGAUGAUGAUGAUGAUGAUGAUGAUGAUGAUGACAUGCCCCCUGCCACACAACCAGUAGAUAGCAGGGUCCUAAAAGAUGUAGUUGUGUAUGUAGAGGUCCGCUGCAACGACACUAUGGAGAAUCGCUCCAAAGCUGUUGCUAAGCAACUGGAGUUGCUUGGUGCUCAAGUUGAACCCAAACUUAGCCGUGAGGUGACACAUGUGGUCUUUAAGGACGGUAAGAAGAGUACAUUGGACAGGGCCAUCAAAAAAGGCCUCCACCUUGUAUCUGUGCUCUGGGUGGAAAGCUGUAGAGAGAAGCAGGUCCACGUGAAUGAGGGCCUAUAUCCCAUCAGCCGCCCGGAUGAGGGGAGCACUCCUGUGCUGACAAGGAUAAGGAGGUACAGGUCCAUGCAGCCAAAGACCUUUGAAGAGGAGUUGGCAGGGAGUGCGGAGAGGGUACGGAAGCGGCGCCGCCAUCACGAGCUGGCAAACCGUUGGAAGACGGUAACUGGCACCACCCCAUCUAGUACCCCCAGCAAGAAUGCAACCGUUUAUGUGGAGGACACACAGGAUCCCAACAGUGAGGAGAUAACAUUACCCAGCUUGCCCCUGGCCAUUCCUGACACGCCUCCGAACAUGCGAGAGAAGAUGAAUCAGCUGAUGGCUCGUCAGGAAAACCAAGCAUCUCCCCACAUCUCUGAAGGGGGGACCAUGUCUCAAAAGAGGCUCUUUGCAGAGUCUGACAACAGUAGUAGCUGUGAGAAGAAAAGCAGUGCUGAAUCAAGGCUUGUAUCUAAAGACAAUCAACAGGUACCUACUGAUACUGUGUCAGGUUGCAACAGUCAGACCAGGAUAGAAUCAUCUUCUGAGGGGGGCAAGCCGCAACGAAGGCAAAGUAGAAGGCUGUCUAGUUUACCACCAACGGUUGGAGAGCCAGAGAGAAGCAACCCUCCAAAACAGUCAGCAAGGAGUAGCUCAGGAAAGAGACGUCUUCUAUCGACAAUAAACAAUGAGCCAGCUGUAGAGCUGAUACGUCCACAAGAACCUGCUGGCACCGCUGGAACCAAUAGGGUGAAGAAGACAGUAGGUGUGCUGUCUGGUAAGCGUGACCAGACCCCAGUAUCAGCAAACACUGUCAGCAGGGUUAGUGUAGCAUCGCAGGGUAGUAGCAUAGAUGAUGAUGCCCAAUUGAAUAGCAACAAAAGAAUGGAUUCAAACAAAGAAAACACUGCAGCAAAGAGGAAGUGGAGGGUGACGGCUCACAGUUCUGGUGAUGAAGAUGAGCAAGUCGCAAAAAAAGGGAAACAGGGUGAGAAAGACACUGUAGUGGAUGGAGAGAAAAAAGGUGUGAAGACGGGAGCUGCAAUACCACAUUGGGACUCGGAUUCAGACAGUAGUGAUGGUUUGGGAGAACUUGCAGCCAGAGCAGGUGCACGGGCCCUGGCAAGCUUAAGGCAGGGUAGCAAGAGGAAGAACAGUCUGUCCAAUAGCAGGGGAAACAAUUAUGGGAGCAACAGUGAUGACACAAACUUAGAACAGAAAGGGCGGGAGAAUGCUGGAGCCCAGAAUACAAGCACGGCACCUGAGAAGAAAGUUAAGAGAAGACCUCGUGGGAAAUCCCUUGGUGCCAUACCUGUGGAGGACAAUGCAGAAGUUGUUGUUGACCUCACUAGCAGUCAAUACUCUGUUGUGGAACCCCUGAGGCCCUCCAGAAGAAGUCUUGAGGAUUUUGCCCCUCCACAGAAAACAAGUCUCAGCAGAAGGAGUGGUAAGGAGGGGAAAGAUUCAAGCAAAUGUUCAAACAGGAGGGUACGUAGCAGCUCUGGGUCAAGUAACAGCAGUGGUGGUACCAAAUCAACCAGGAGAGUCACCAACAAACAAGUACAGAGACAAACCAAGACAACAAGCAAUCCGACCUCUUCAGACCUAGACAGUUCCACGAGCAGUAGUAGUGCAGGAGCCACCAGGCUGUCGUGUAACAGAAGGAGCAGGCAGAAACAGAAACCUGGGAAAGCCUUAGUGAUGACCAGCAUGCACACAAAGGACCAGGAACUGGUGAUGUCUGUGAUCAAACAGCUGGGAGGUUUCUACCUGGAGAGGGAUGUUACAGAGAGAACAACACAUGUUGUGUCUGGCAAUAAUAGGCGAACCCUCAAUGUCCUGAGCGCCAUCUCUCGUGGCUGCUGGCUGGUGUCGUUAGAAUGGGUCUUGAAGUCUUGUGAAGUUGGACGAUAUGUGGAAGAAGAACCAUAUGAACUCCAUGAGGCCUUUCCAGCAGCACAGGAGGCUCGUCUUGAGAGGCAAGCUGCAGAGGGCCAUUACAAGCAGGACCUGUUCUCUGACUGUGGGCUAAUCUACAUCUCAGAACACACCUCCCCUCCACACUCCAGCCUCGUGCGAUUGGUGGAACUGUGUGGAGGGAGAAUCUGUACUUCCAUCAGGAGGGCCAGGAUCGUUGUAGGAAAUCCACAGAGGAGGACAGAUGCCUUGGUUGUUACUGAGCUCUGGGUGUUAGACUCCAUCACUGAGCACAGCACACUGCCACUGGAUGCCUACCUCACACAGCCUGAGAGGACAAGACGAGCAUCAAGUCCUGAGUUCUGAUGUGUCAAGUAGGGGCCAAAUAAAUUUGCUAUAUACAGUGUAGUUGUACUUAACAUUUUUGACAUGAAAAGUUCUUUAUACAUGGAAUAAGGAUUGUUCAUGACCUUUAUUUUGACUAGAAGGCUGGAAUUCUUUUAUGAUGUUUGUUAACUUUCAGAUCAAUGUUUUCAGGCUUCAAAUUUGCAUGACCUACCAUUUUGGUAUGUAGGCUCUUCCUUAUAACUAUGUAUUAAGAUAUUCAUUUCAUUGGUAUCAUACCUCUCACAAAAAUUUCACUAAUAAGUUGAAGGGAUUUGAACUGAGCAAAUUUCAUUUGUAGGUCUUCGUCAUUUAUCAAUUUUAUAACAUUCCACUGUAUGGCGUAGUGCUAGUAGGACAUUUUCUGUAAUUUAGAAAUCUAUAUAAUCCUAAUCCUUUGGGUCAAAACUAAAAAUGACCAGCUUUUGGAUUGUAUUUCAUGUGUAUAUUAAAUUUUUACAUUUUAUAUGCAUUGUGUUGCAGGAAGUAAAUUUAUGAAAUAUUUUAACCUUUUAGUUACUAGUAUCAGAUUAUCCCAUUCAUGAAUAUUGUUAUCUAGUGAACCAAUGCUGCAAUUUAAAAGACUUUGUUGGUAAUUUCUAUAUUUGACGGUGACUCAACAUUUUUAGACAUUGGGAAAAGUUUUCGUAUGGAGGCCGAGGCCUUCUUUUACUCGACUUUUACUUGCAUGCAAGUACUUAUUGUUUGUGUAAGAUUUUCAGUUGAACACAAGGGUCUUUGUAUCAAUUCAAAAUCAAAUUUAAAUCUGGGAUUCAAAGUAAUUCAUAUAUUUUACAUUUACAACAACAAUAUUAUACAGUGUCAAUACCCCUAUACUCAUAUACACUCAUGUGUUACAGUGACUACUAGAAUGAAGCUCCAUUGAAUUAAAAUUUGUAUACAGUUUUUGCAAUGUGCAUGGUGUGUGCACUAUUUUAUCUCAAAUUUGAUGGCAAAUAAACUAUACUCUGAUUUAAAACCAGUAAAUGUUUUCCUUUUGCAUCAUGUCAAAUAUUAUGACAAAAAAUUUUAUCACUGCAUUUGUAGCGCUAGACAUGUCUUUGUGUACCAACUUAUAUUUUCAAAAUGAAAAUGAUUGUACAUGACCUAUCUUUCUUCUUCUUAGCAUAUGACUGUGUCUAAACCAGCUGCUAAAUACUAGUAUCUUAGGUGGUGUAAUGAACAAGGUUGAGCCAUUGAAAGCAACAACAGUCUGAAUUUACCGAAUUUGCCCCUUUAUUAAAAACAAUAAGCUACAAAAACUCACCAAGUAUUUCAACAUAUUAAGGCCACAGGAAUUUAAUUCGUUGGUUCUCGGAUUCGCUUCUUCAUUUCUUAAUGAUUUGCAAAAAAAAAAGAUUCUGGUUCUGAAUGAACUCAAAAAUGCUCAUAGUCAUAUUUUGCCCCUAACAGUUUAAUAAAGUCCUUUUCUUCCUAAUUGUUACAGUUUUUCAUCUAUUAUGCAUUGGUUUGAUUAAAAGUUCAAAUUUCAUUGUUUAGAUAUUGACCCAGCCUUUUGUGUUGACUUCAUGGCUUCUAUCGUAGCAUUUGUGCCUAUAAUAGGGUGGCUAGACCUGUUUCUAUUUUUGUAUUUUUUUUUUUACCCUGUCGCUUCAUAUUUUUUAUGAAAACAAUCCGAGAACCAACAAAUCAAACCAUCAUCCGUAGGUAUUUUAAGUUCCAGGUAGAUUUGGAACAGAUAAAAUCAAACUUUAAAAUAUUAUUUAAUUAUUAAAAAGAUUAAACUCUCAACUAGUUAAAAAUUGACUAUCCAUUAAGUCUAUGGUAUGAUAUGCUUACAGUUCACACUUCACAGUAUUGGAACAGGUCAGGACAUCAAGCUAAGGCCAAGGAAAAUAAAUGUUAACAUUUCUGGUUACCCAACCAACUGUAGCAGAAAUCUGCCAACCCUAGCCUGCCUUUUGUUAGGGCUGGCCACUGGCAAGGGGCAUUUUUGAUAUGACAUCUGAGUGAUGAAAAUGUAGAAUCAUUUUACUUUUAAGUUUUGUUAUUGAUACAAACACUUGUUACUCAAGGCGAAUAAUUGAAAUACAUGCAUUUGAGAUACCUUUGUCCUGAUGUAUUUCAGCUUUACAAUUUGUUAGACUAUUUUUUAGACCACUUUGACAAAAUCUGUACCUUCCAUUCCUAAUUAAAACUGUAAUUGGAAACACAACAUUAUAAUCUUCCUGGGCCCAAAAAAGGGUUAUAAAAGCAAAAUGUCUUGAUAUUGUACUUUGUUAUAUUUUGGCAAUUAACUCCUAUUUGCCCUUAUUUAAUAGACUUAACUGUUUUCCGUAUUGCUACAUUUCUUAAAGUGCAAAUAUUAAAAAUGUUUUUCUAACACCAUCUACUAGUUAACUGUAGGAUAUAAUGUUCAUAAUCUAUGCCAUCUAGCUGCAUAUCAUGUUCUUAAAGGCAUCAAAUUCAAUUUGCACUGGAUUUUCUAGCCAAUUUGUUUUGAUGUACUUGUAGUCAGUUAAGUAAUUCCUGUUUCUGAUACCUGUGUGGCAAAAAGGCGAUGUAGGUGAAAACUUGUUUCAAAUGCUUGUUUCAAAUCAUAAGCUGUUCAAGCUAUUUAUGGAUGGUACCAAAAAAUAAAGAGACACCUCACUGAUAGCUUGUUUUUGAGCUAUUUCAAAUGUUUUCAGUAUGAAAUGAU
Branchiostoma belcheri (Belcher's lancelet) is the source of this 5719-nucleotide messenger RNA. Its product is annotated as microcephalin-like. Gene Ontology annotation, biological process: mitotic cell cycle. Bases 67 to 3039 code for a protein of 990 amino acids. The transcript is spliced from 14 exons. The record is from RefSeq and is a predicted model, not a curated record. Lineage: Eukaryota; Metazoa; Chordata; Leptocardii; Amphioxiformes; Branchiostomatidae.